AUGCAUACGUACCCGUCCGAGUCUUGUCCCAGUUUGGAUGCUCUGGUGCGCGUGGCGGCGGGGCUGGUGCGGCUGAAGCAUCCAUCACGCCGAAAGCCUCCGGCAUCGUGGGAAAUUCUGUUUCGAGGCACGAUUCGUCUUCAGCUCUUGCUAAUCCCGCUUGACCCGUCCCGAAAACAGAUCCGUCUACUCCAUGUCGAGCCGAACCCAGCUGACCUCCGCGCGGUGCUGGAAACGGUCUCGCUCGAUGAUGACCCUCGGUACACGGCACUCUCCUACACAUGGGGCACAGAAUUGUCCAGCGGCGCCGGGAUCGCCCUGAACGGGCACCCCCGGCAGCCCGUCACGCGGAACCUCCAGGUCGCCUUGGAGCACCUGUGCGCGGGCAAUCAGCCCGUCACGCUCUGGAUUGACGCGCUGUGCAUCAACCAGGCGGACGUCGCCGAGAAGUCCCACCAGAUCACGCUCAUGAAGGACGUGUACAGCAAGGCCGAGUCGACCUGCGUGUGGUUGGGCCCGGCGGCGGACAACAGCGACCUGGCAAUGGCGACGAUUGGCGAAUUAUACGCGGAGAAGACGUAUGUGCUUCCCGAAGAUGCGCUGUCUGAGGCGCAACUCGAGGCGAUCAACGCCCUGCAGGGGCAAGCGAUGUUGUCGAACGACCCCGUAGUAAGAUGCGGCGACGCAACGCUCCCCUUCGAAGCCUUCGUCCACCUCGACGACAUCCGGCGAGGGUAUAUCCGCCCGGAGCAGCGAUGGCUCAACAACGCGGAGGGGGGAAGCCGCUUCGUCAUCCAGAGAAACCCCUUUUCUAACGUCCUCACGGACUACCCCGAGGAGAAGCCCAAGGUCAAGGCGGGCAGUACUCCGCUGGCUGAGUACCUUCCCCUGGUGGAUCAGUUCAAUGCCACGGACGCGCGGGACAAGAUCUACGGCCUCCUAGGGCUGGCAACGCCGGCCGAUGUGCGCUUCCUGGCACCUGACUACUCACAAAGCGUUGCUGAUGUCUAUACCCGUGCCACGGCGCGGUUCAUUAUACAGUACCAGGAGCUCCUGUGGCUGCAAUUCGACAACGACAGCAAGAGCCCGGCGCACGCACUGCCGUCGUGGUGCCCGGACUACUCGUAUGAGCCGGGCAGACCACGGCGUGGCUAUCAGGCCGUGACUGCGAAUGCCCCAGACGGCUUCUGCGCCAGCGGCACGUCGUGCUGGGGCCCCGCCAAGGUGUUCAUCUCGGGGCUGUUCCCGACCGCGUCGUGGGGAGAGCUGCACCUGCGCGGCCUCGACUAUGACACCGUCGAGUACGUCGGGCCGAAUCCGUUUAUGAAGCCGUAUACGGGCCAUGUCAUGGCUGAGAGGAUGGAGAAUGUCAGGGCGCGCAAUGUCCAGACGAGGGAUAAUGUCCUGGCGUGGGAACAGGCGGUGCUGGCUAAGUGGCAGCGUGACGGGUUCCCUUACGGUACGCUAGGCCUAGGGCAAGAGGAGGCGCUCUGGAGGGCGCUGAUGUGGGAUCGUGAUUGGCAUGGGCACAGGGUCCCAUCUGAGCAUGGUCGGUACUUCGACGCGUGGCUUGGCCGUGCAGAUGUUGAUGCUUCUUACGCCCUGGCGAAUAGCAGCGCGGGCAUGGACGAGGUAGAGAUACGUCGGACUUUUGUCAAGCCCUUCACCGACUGUUGCGUCAGUCGAUCUCACGGACGAUCUUUCAUCAUCACGAAGAGAGGGUAUAUUGGCUUAGCUCCUUUCAAGACCUGUCUGGGUGAUAAGAUCACGGUCCUGCAGGGCGGGACUGUCCCGUUCGUGCUGAGGGGACGUACAGGUGCUCCGGAGGAAAGUUGCGAUAGUGCGGCUGGGCAGGUAAAGUCCUUGCAGGUGAGGUGCGAGUUUGUGGGUGAGGCAUUUGUCAUGGGCAUUAUGGAAGGCCAGGUGGUGGCACAGGCUCGUGAUGAGGAAGUCAGGGAGUUCGUUCUUACUUAG
Diaporthe amygdali is the source of this 1974-nucleotide messenger RNA. Its product is annotated as mp deaminase 2. The transcript has 4 exons. The coding region runs from base 1 to 1974 and encodes 657 amino acids. The record is from RefSeq and is a predicted model, not a curated record. Lineage: Eukaryota; Fungi; Ascomycota; Sordariomycetes; Diaporthales; Diaporthaceae.